AUGUCCGCCAAGCGUCAAAAAGUAAGCGAGGAGGAUGCGAGAGGAGGAGAUUCACUUCACGUUCUCGGUUCCGUCGUGUUUGAUAUCUUAUUCUCCCCGAAGAGUUUGCCAACUCCCGGGACGACUGUCUUGAGCGAAAAUGUAAAAAAAGCGCCCGGAGGCAAGGGAGCAAAUCAAGCCCACGCUGCCGGGAAAGUGUUGUCAUCAUCAUCAUCGACUUCGUCUGUUUCAUUUUUCGGUUGCGUUGGAGAAGACGAGUUUGGUGCAAAGUCUUUGGAAUCCUUACAAAGCGUCGGCGUAAAUACAGACCACAUCCAGAUGAGGAAAGAGAAGGCAACAGCGAUAGCUUCUGUGGUUAUCGAUGAAAAAGGGGAGAAUCAAAUUUGCGUCGGGUCGAGUGCCAACAACUCGACCAAUGCAAAAGAAUGGAUAGAAAUAGUUGAAAAGCAAAAGGAAAAGCCCGCAGCUUUGCUUUUGCAAAUGGAAAUACCUCCGAGUGAAGUGUUUGCGGCAGUUCGAUAUUGUUCUGAGAACGGUAUAAUAUCGAUUUUGAACGCUGCGCCAGCUGAUGAAUCAAUUCCAACAGAAACGCUAGAAAUGUUAAAUAUUCUGAUUGUAAAUGAGCACGAAGUUUUGCAAGUUCGCGACUCUGUACUGCGAGAAGGAUACGCUAUGUCUAUUCCGAGAAUUUAUUCCAACGGCAAUACCGAUGGUCCCGAGCUUUCGACAGAUGUUGUUGCCCAAGAUCCUCGCGCAGUUGCACAUCAACUCGCUCAGUCGUUUCAACUGAUUGUAAUCGUUACUCUUGGAGAAGAAGGGUGCGCAGCAAUCUUACCCGUUCGACCUACAGAGAAUGAUGCUUCAACUGGAGAAGAACGCGAUGCGAUAGAUACAAUAUACUCAAGUGCAUUGAAAAACUUGAAAAACGAGGAAAAAAUUGUAAGUGCCGUGGGAGCUGGUGAUGCAUUUGUUGGCGCCUUUUGCGCGUAUCUGGUUGAGAAGCGCGACAUUCACACGUGUUUACGAGCGGCUUCAGCAUGCGGAACUUUAGCCUGUUUAUCGAAUGGAGCAAGGGAUGGCGUUCCGACUCGCCAAGAUCUUGACGAGCGCAUGCACGACGUUGAGUUACUAGGAGUAUGGGGCAAACUGGGCAUUUCUGAGGAAGCUCUGAAAUGUCCAGCUGUAGACUGGUGUCGAUUGAAAAAGAAGUAG
Molecule: messenger RNA, 1212 nt
Organism: Bathycoccus prasinos
Lineage: Eukaryota; Viridiplantae; Chlorophyta; Mamiellophyceae; Mamiellales; Bathycoccaceae
Product: ribokinase
Exons: 1
Coding region: 1-1212 (403 amino acids)
Biological process (GO): D-ribose metabolic process
Molecular function (GO): ribokinase activity
Source: RefSeq, a predicted model, not a curated record